Molecule: messenger RNA, 1469 nt
Organism: Syngnathoides biaculeatus (alligator pipefish)
Lineage: Eukaryota; Metazoa; Chordata; Actinopteri; Syngnathiformes; Syngnathidae
Gene: nutf2
Product: nuclear transport factor 2
Exons: 6
Coding region: 505-888 (127 amino acids)
Biological process (GO): protein import into nucleus
Cellular component (GO): nuclear pore central transport channel
Source: RefSeq, a predicted model, not a curated record
UUAACUUUCAAAACAAUUUUGCCCCAGGUGGUUCGGUGCUUCAAAAAAACCUUGGUUUGCCCAGAAUACUUCAAUUUGCAUCCAAAGUCUGUCGGCAAACUAGUGGGUUCAAAACCAGCGGGGACGGAGUGAUGUGACCCCGGACUGAAAUGAAUAAUGGAUUGAGUUGCUCUCUUUUGUUGCGAUUCAUACUAUCUGAUCGUGUGUAUCUCCCCCCAUCGACUUUUAACGUGGCAUCGCGUUGUCGUUGUUCGUUUGAAAUAAUACAAUCCCCACAAUACAGCGGGCCAAAUGACGAACCCUUUCAGCACGUAGUUCCUCGUACGUAAAAGUCGUACUGUGUCGUCUGAUCCGGCAGGAGUGUAGGAGCAAAAUAUGCUGUGCAUGGAAGUAUUAUACAAGUGGACGACUGGCUGUCCUGCGUGCGUAAUGAAACACUGAUGUGUCACGGAUGUUCGUUUAUCAAGAUUAUAGGAACUUCAUCGUUCAUAACUGUUAUUCAGAAUGCAGGACUCGCCAUUGUGGGAGCAGAUAGGGACUGGCUUUGUGCGGCACUACUACCAGUUAUUCCAAAGUUAUAGAGCAAAACUUGCUGAUCUCUAUAUUGCUGAGUCAAUGCUAACCUGGGAGGGAGAAAAAAUUUGCGGAAAGGAGGCAAUUACCAAGAAACUCCUUAAUCUGGGCAUCAAAAAAAUUGGGCACACUAUCACAGCACAGGACCACCAGCCAACCACGGACGGCUGCAUCCUGAGUAUGGUUGUAGGACAAUUAAAAGCUGACAACGAUCAAGUCAUGGGUUUUCAUCAAAUUUUCCUCCUGAGGGAAAUAAACUCUGCCUGGGUGUGCACCAAUGAAAUGUUUAGGCUGGCUAUUCACAACUUUGCCUAAAUAAUUCUUCUACUCUGGUGGGCAUGGGGAGUCAAAGUGGUGGAGGGAAGAGAAGAGUGGCCCUUGGAGAGAUUGGAGGAAGCUCAUGCCUUCCCUCCUGCUGUCUGCUUUAGCUUGUUUGACAAAUGUGAACAUCGGAAGCUAACUGUCAAUCACUAAGCCUAAUUGAUCCAAGAGAGUACAAAUGCGACUCUUUUCUUUCUCUGCUGACAUUGGCAAACCUAUCGAACACCACCCAAGACACUCACUUUGCGCCAUGCCUCUAGUUCAUUCGAUGAAUUGUUUGACUUUCAGCUAGUUUCAGAUCAAGCUUGGCUCAGUUCAGUUCAGCAUCAUGUCAGGUGUAGAUGCCACUAGAAUCGCUCUACCUUUCUUUAGGAUGUGUGAUAACAUUUUUAAUCUUUCUUUAUUCAAUGCUUCAUUACCAUACCACCAAAGACUCAUUCAAGACAAUGUUGAAGUUUGCUGUUGUUCUGCAUUAUCUUCCUCCAACAGUCUUGCUUUCUUCCACAGAAAUGUUUUGCCAAUUUACAUGGAUAAAGCCACAACUCCCAAUAAAAUCCAGACUUUCUUUUUCAUAA